AUGAAGAUAACGGCAGACCAUACAGGAAGUUCAAGCCUUAAAUUUUGUAGUAUUCAGAAGCGUUUCAGUUCCAAGAGUUCUAUACCUGUGAAACCAAUGGGGUCUAAAAGACUGAAAACACCCUUUUCAAGUUCACAACAACCCAUUUCUAACCAUGUUAUUGUUAAGGAAAAUGAUGUUGAUAGCUAUUCCAUUGAGGUUGAAAUGUUAAGAAAUGAUCCGUCUAUUGUAGACACCAUGACUGUCGAUGAUGUUAAUGAUACUCCAGAGACAGUUGAACUUAACCAGGGUAAGAAAAGGUUUAAACAAUCAGAACCUGAAAGAAAAAUUGUCAAAGCGACAACCAAAAAGAAGCUGUUGGUUAAAUCAGACGAGGUUUCAGAUGUUAAGCCUUCUAGGGCGAAGAGAAAAGUGUCUUCAGAUGUUGUUAGCAUUGUAGCACAAUCAGAUGAAAUCAGUACAACAACCACUAUUCAAACUGAAACAUGGGCUGUUCUUGCUCACAAGAAACCUCAAAAGGAUUGGAUUGCAUAUAAUCCUAGAACCAUGAGACCCCUGCCUCUUUCUAGGGAUACAAAAUUUGUCAAGCUUUUGUCUUGGAAUGUCAAUGGAUUGAGAGCAUUGCUAAAAUUAGAGGGAUUCUCAGCACUUCAACUUGCUCAAAGGGAAGACUUCGAUGUAUUGUGCUUGCAAGAGACUAAACUUCAGGAGAAGGAUAUCGAGGAAAUAAAACAGCGACUGCUAGAUGGCUAUGAGAACAGCUUUUGGACAUGUAGUGUUUCUAAGCUUGGUUAUUCUGGAACAACAAUAAUCUCAAGGUUUGAUGAAGAGAGGACGACGAAGGAUGAAGAGAGCUUGAAUAGGUUGUUAUGA
Vicia faba (fava bean) is the source of this 873-nucleotide messenger RNA. The record is from the annotation of a GenBank genome assembly. Lineage: Eukaryota; Viridiplantae; Streptophyta; Magnoliopsida; Fabales; Fabaceae.